CCCUUCCUAUUUUAUAGGACACCGGCUCAGUGCCUUUCUUUACAUCCAGACACCGUGCACCGAUUGCCGAGCCCUCACCUUUAUCCAAAUUGAUUUGGAGGACAAGUGAUUAGUCCAAACAAAGUGAGUUGGAAAAUAUAGAUGCACGUGCUGCCUUCAUGUCUAGAUGAUGGGCAGAGGAAAUCUUGGAUAUUAUUCUUCUUAAAAUUUCUACGGCUGUGCUGCCCUGCUCAAGGAUGGCCGGAAGUCCUAACCAUAAACUUGAUGAAGAGGGCCUUGGGGGCCGAGUGGUUCGUUUCCAGAGCUACCUGCACGGAGGGACCUCCAGUUUGCUUUCAACCCUCCCCACCCUCAUUGUCUUCCCUGUCUACAAAACUGUUUUCCGACAACAGAUCCACAACAAUCCAGUUCACCUGGCAGUGGCACAGCUCUACAAAGAGGGUCCAGUAAAGCUCUAUAGGGGUGUGGUCCCUCCCUUACUGAUGAGGACGCUGAAUGGCACACUGCUCUUUGGCCUCCAGGACACUCUCCUCCACCAGCUCUCCACCUCGUCCCAUAAUAUCAUCUCCACCUCGGCUCGGCCUGCUCUGGCUGGCUUUGGAGCAGGUAUUGUGGAAGCCAUGGUUUUUACCCCCUUUGAACGUGUCCAGAAUGUGCUGCAAAAUGGCCAAAACGACCGUCAGCUACCCACCUUGAAGAAUGUUCUUGUGAGGCUAAAGUCGCAGGAAUUGGCUUUAGGGUACUACAGAGCAUUUCUGCCCAUCACAGCCAGAAACGCCCUGGGCAGCUCCCUCUACUUUGGACUGAAGGGUCCUGUGUGUGCAGUUGUGGCAGGGCAAGGGCACUCACCAAUGAUAUCAUCCUUCAUCUCAGGGACACUGACCUCCAUGGCCAUCAGCCUCGCCCUUUACCCACUCUCUGUGCUGGUGGCAAACAUGCAAGCACAGGUGGGAGGGGAGGGGAAAGGGGUCAUGGCAGGUUGGAGGACGCUGUGGACAUCCCGACAGCGGAGUGUGGCUCUGCUGUACCGGGGAGGUUCUCUAGUUAUUCUGAGAUCAUGCAUCACAUGGGGAAUUGCAACUGCUGUUUAUGACUGUCAGCAGAAACGCUCAGGCUGACCAGAUACUGUUAACAAUAUUUUGUAUUAUUGUUUAAUGACAUACCUUUCAGGAAACAGUGCAAUUUGAAGAAAAAAAAUAAUGACAAUUACUGAACAUGCACAUUCCAGUAUUUUAUUGAAUGUGUUUAUGAAUCAGCGAUAAGACUUAACAUGCCAUACCCAUUUGGCCAUUUCCACAGCAGACGUGCUAACAGGAAGAGCACUGUUUCCACACAACAUUACCAAAAGCUUCCUUCUGUUCAAGUAUCUUGACCGUAAGCCAGUUUGCACAAUUCUAGGUACUUAAAACUGAAGCCAAAUAAUUUACUUAAGCUGCAUCGUGUGAUUAUUUACACCUGUUCUUUUCUUACUGUUGUAUGUUAAAAUGUCUUCUGUGGAAAGCAUGUAUAUGAUAUUACUGCCACAUGGUGCACUGUCGGAUUCGAACCAACCACCACUGCCAGAUUUGUUAUUUAGGCUGCAGAAGGAAGUUAAAAGCAUCACUGACAGGACUUGAAAAUAUUACAGUGUAACCAGACAUUGUUAGUGCAUAUAAGAGAUCAGGAAAUCACAGGUGCCUUGAUUUUUUAUUUUCAUACGAGGGAACUUCUCAGAUGUUAACCUCCACACUUCAUUGACUCAUCCUGGGAAUCACAGCUCAUCUUGUAAGCACUGUUAUAUGAUGUCCAGUAAGGCUAUGAGUGGGCUUUGCCUUUUUCAUGUUUUCAGGAUGUCACUUUUUUGUCUUUAUUAAAGUAGUAUUUUUUGAAAAGACAGAAAUGCAGGCAAAGAAAUUCCGAAUAGGAUCCCUUAAGGUCACAAGACAUACCUUUUGUUGUCUAUGAUUCAGUUUCACUAAAUGAUAACCCUGUCACGGUGUUCUAUGAUUGAUUAUGGCAUAAACCCUGUGAUACAAGAGAUUCUAGGAAAUAUUGUUGUUUACUGUAUCAGCUACAUGUGAUCCAAGGAAUUGGUUUCAUCUUUGUAAAAGUGGGUUAUUUGAUUUUAAGGGCUGGAGACUUACAUCACACUGUUACCUUAAUAUGACAUCUACAUCAGGUGGUUUCUUCAAUCAAGGGGGAUGUAUGUUAAUGGUGUACUGCCAAGAUAUGACUGAAUUUUCUGCAUGAGAUCAAAUAAGAAUAGGAAUCAAAAGAUUUGAAAAGCAAGACAGGACUCAGUGGUCAGCAUGGUUUCCUAACUAUACAGUCCUGGUUUAGAGUGUGUCUCCUGACAGGUCUCUCUGAAAGGUAUUUUCCUGCUCUCCUGAUGUCUGCAUUGGUGUGCAGAAGCUUGAACUUGCAGGUUAUGCUGAUUGAAGACUACUACUACUAUGUAUUGUAAAAUUCAGGAUGCAUCCUGCCUCUCACAAAGUGUGUUGGACAGCAUCCAGUCUUCUGGAAAUAGAUCAAAUCUGUUAAUAUAAUAAAUGUAUUUGUUAUCCACAAGGUGAGCCCAUUGAACAAAACUAUACAACUGUGAUAAAACAGUGUAACCUGCCUCCCUGUAACUUCACUGUAUAUAUGUGAUGUUAUGUAGCCUAUUGCAAAAAAUGGAUUUUUCAGUGCAUUAAUAAAUUAUUCAUUAUAUCCCAGA
This is a messenger RNA of Notolabrus celidotus (New Zealand spotty), 2695 nucleotides long. Its product is annotated as solute carrier family 25 member 53-like. The record is from RefSeq and is a predicted model, not a curated record. The transcript is spliced from 2 exons. Bases 237 to 1118 code for a protein of 293 amino acids. NCBI's taxonomy places the organism in Eukaryota, Metazoa, Chordata, Actinopteri, Labriformes, Labridae.